UCAUGUCUCACGGACAGGUAGGCCGCGUCCGGGAUAAAGUAGCAGUCGGUCGAACAUCCUUGCAUGAAAAGAGAUGAGACAGGGGAACGGUCUGCGCAUGUAGGCCGUUUUAAUUUAGCAGGGGCCAGUUAGCGCCCCUCUCAUUGCCUUGAUCGUCACGCCCUUUUCUUUUCUACUCGCUAUUCUUCUUCUUCGUCGUCGUCACCAUCCAUGCUUCGGAUCCUCUUCCCCCGAAUUAGGGUUUCAUAAUAAUUGACCGAAGGUUUUCAAAUAAAGAGAUAUAGAUAGAAUGAGAGAUUCGCAGAGCGGAUCGUCCGAAACCGAUCUCGCUUCCAACACCACCGGAGAAGAGGAUGGGCAGCUAAGUCAAAGCAACAAUGAAAGCAAUACUUCUCUUGGAAGGAUUCCGGAGCCUUCCAGACAUUGGAGAGAUGUUUUCUGGCUCUGUAUUUUUGCCAUACACUUGGUUGGCUUGGGUUUUGUUCUUGCUGUGCUUGGAAUUAAUAGAUUUAAGAAAGCAGAUAGGCUUAAGAUUGAUAAGUACACAAAUAAGAUAAUCGAGAACCAAGCUGGACUGACAGAGACUUAUUGGCCCUUUUAUGCUGUAGCUGGUGGUGUUGGUACGGUCCUAGGAUGGGCUUGGCUGUUACUCCUUGGUACCCGAGCGAGUCAAAUGAUGAAAGUUUCAGUUUAUGGUUUGACUACUUGCCUUGCGGUUAUGAGUGUUUUGUGCUUCUGGGGUGGACAGAUUUUCUGGGGUAUUGCAUUUGCUAUUGGCGCCUUUCUGCAGUUUUUGUAUGUGAUGUCUGUCAUGGACAGAUUUCCCUUUACAAUGCUGGUAUUGCAAAAGGCUGUGAAUAUGGUCUGGAACCUUCCUGAGGUAACGAGAAUAGCCAUUGCAUUUAUGGUGGUCAUGCUUCUCUGGAUGGUGAUAUGGUCUUUUGGAGUUGCUGGUGUUGUGGCUUCAAGCAUUGGCGAUGGUGGACGUUGGUGGCUUCUUGUGGUACUCUCUGUGAGUUUGUUUUGGACAGGUGCAGUCCUCUGUAAUACAGUUCAUGUUAUCGUGUCUGGCAUGGUGUUUCUUGUUCUCAUCCAUGGGGGUCGAGGAGCAGCAUCAAUGCCUCAAAAACCAGUGGUGAAGUCAUUACAGCAUGCUGUGACAACUUCUUUAGGGAGCAUCUGCUAUGGCUCUCUUUUUACAGCUGCCAUCCGAACAUUGCGGUGGGAGAUCAGGGGAGUCCGAUCUAAAAUUGGCAACAACGAAUGUUUGCUCUGCUGUGUUGAUUUUUUGUUUAAUCUUGUGGAGACGCUAGUUCGCUUUUUCAACAAGUAUGCAUAUGUUCAGAUAGCAGUUUAUGGUAAAAGCUUUAAUCAUUCGGCAAGGGAUGCCUGGGAGUUAUUCCAGUCAACUGGCAUUGAAGCGCUUGUUGCCUAUGAUUGUUCAGGUGCAGUUCUACUAAUGGGCACUGUCUUGGGUGGGCUUAUUACUGGAACCUGUGCAGGAGUUUGGACCUGGUUUAAAAGCAAUGACAGAGUUGCUAUGGUUGGUUUUACUGCUAUGUUGAUGGGGAUGAUCAUGGUGGGCCUCGCAAUGGUUGUGGUGGAAAGUGCUGUUACAUCCAUAUACAUCUGCUAUGCAGAAGAUCCCUCAUUAAUUAACAGAUGGGAUCCUGAAUUCUUCAACCAGAUGUCGGAGGCGCUCCACCAACGAUUGCAACAUAGGAGCGCGCGGAGACAAGUGAUCAACCACAGGCUCGACGCCCAGAUACAAGCAGCACUCCCUCUUUGAACCCCAUACUGCAGAAAAAUUCCGGAGAGUCAUCAAUGCGGUUCCCAACUUUAAAAAAUGACUGAGGUGUUAAUAUGCUUUACGUGAACAAACAUGUUUAUUGUUCUGGCCAGUAUUCCUUAACAGGCGGGGCCAGCUUGCAAUGAUCCAUAUGCGGCACAUCAGAUUGUCAAAAGGCAUUUACCCAACACUCUCAGACAUCCUACUGGACCUUUUUUUUUUUACCCCAUUGCGUGUCUUUAACCAUCCGUUUUUAGAUCACUAAAUCAGAUAACUGAUAGAGCUGUUUGGUGCAGCAUCGCACAUCCAUUGUGGGCUUACCAGAUGAAUGGUCUGGAUCACAAAAAAAGUGAAUCAAUUGUACAGAUGAUGAAGCAAAAUAAAACAUGACUAAUUUGCCUUUUGUA
Magnolia sinica is the source of this 2196-nucleotide messenger RNA. RefSeq lists its product as uncharacterized. Gene Ontology annotation, biological process: transmembrane transport. The transcript is spliced from 8 exons. The record is from RefSeq and is a predicted model, not a curated record. Bases 290 to 1789 code for a protein of 499 amino acids. Lineage: Eukaryota; Viridiplantae; Streptophyta; Magnoliopsida; Magnoliales; Magnoliaceae. Gene Ontology annotation, molecular function: transmembrane transporter activity. Gene Ontology annotation, cellular component: membrane.